CGACUGCUGCUUAUUGUACAGAGUACAGGGCAAUAUGUCCAUUUCGCGGGAUGAGAAAGCGUGUCAAUUAUUAUAGUGCUUCAAUUUUUUAGCUGAAAGAACCGUAGGCAAGCGGAUGGGAUUCGCAUCGAGCUAGCCGCGCGACUCCGAGCCUUUCCGGUGAAAGAAAAUGAGUUUCUCCGUGAAGAAGACCGGCGGCAGAAUGUGGCAUGAGGCACGCAAGCAGGAGAAGAAGAUCCGCGGCAUGCUGGUCGAUUAUCGUCGCAGAGCCGAACGUAGACGGGACUACUACGAGAAAAUUAAAUCAGACCCUACGCAAUUUCUCCAACUACAUGGCAGACCCUGCAAGAUAUAUCUGGAUCCAGCAAUAGCUGCUGCGGGUGCUAGUCCUGCAAACAUGAUGCCAUGGCAGAGCAACGAAGACAAUCUCAUAGAUCGUUUUGAUGUACGGGCACAUCUCGAUUGGAUACCAGAGAUAUCCAACACCAUUGAUGUUGAUAUCGCUCUGACGAGUGAAGAUAGACAUAUCAACUACGAACGCUAUCGUAUAAUCGUACAAAAUGAAUUUCUAGGAGUGACCGAGGAGAAGUUUCUUCAUCAGAUACAUUUGGAAGAGCAAUUCGGUUCAUCCACAAAGUUAGAUUCCGCAAAGGAUAAGAGAAAGUCUGCUAAUAGUGCUGCUAUUGGUUAUAAUUAUGAAACGGAAGAACCGAUACCCGAGCCAGUAAAAUCGGGAGAUCCAGUGAUAUCGGAGGAAAAGGGAGAUGAUGAAGAUAGCGACAUAGAUUUAGAUAUCUGCGUGGACGUAUCUCAAAUAGAACCAUCUCAGGCGCACGAAAUGAAUCUGGUAGCUCAAAAAUAUGGACUUUUAGGCGCCGAUUACUUUAGCUUUUUAACGCAAGAUUUUGAAGAAGCUGAAAAUAUGCGGCAAGCUCGAAAGCAAGAGGAAGAGAAAGCUAUGUAUUCGGGUCGCCGUUCACGUAGAGAACGACGUGCAUUUAGAGAAAAGAAAAUGAUAGGUCGCGUUAUGAGUCCGCCUAGUUACGCAGCUAGAGAGAGCCCAGAGUACAAUCCUUAUAGAAAAUCAUCUUCCAAAUCGCGAUCGCGAUCUACAUCGCCUGUAAAUGCUGGGCAAAUUACUUAUAUCACGAGCUUCGGUGGGGAGGAGGAGACUCAUGGCAGCACAUCGCACGUGUCUUCGUCGAAUUCGAGAAAAGUCAAUUAUUCGUAUCUCAGACGACGGAGGUCGGAUAGUCCUGCUUUCAAUGAGAGGACUGUCAAUAGGAAAAUAUCCAAAUCUAGAUCAAGAAGUUGUUCACGUUCUGUUAGUAGAACUAAGUCUUAUAGAUCGUAUGACAAGAAGCGAAGUAGAUCCAGAAUAAGUUCUAGAUCAAGAGGCACGAGUUCAAGAGCUCGAAAGUACACAAGAUCUCGGACAAGAAGUCGUUCAAGAAGACGAUCGCGAACGCGAAGCAAAUCACGCUCGCGCUGCAAAAGCAUCAGUAAAUCUCGAUCGCGUACAGUUUCUCGAUCGAAGUCGAGGUCUAGAUCUCGCUCGCGUUUGAAGAAAUCGAGGAGCUCGUCUUCGAGCAGCGUGUCCAAGUCAAGAUCGAGAUCUAAAUCGCGCAACAGGAGUCGUUCGAGGGACAGCUAUCGAAAGAAACGCUAUUCGCCGUCGAAAUCAAGAUCUAAAUCUCGCUCGAGAUCCAAAUCUCCAUCGAGAUCUAGAUCGAGGAGUCAAUCUAGCUGUAAACGAUCGCGCAGCGACGACAAUAAGAUGCCAGCACUGCCAAGGUAUUACGGUCGACGCGGAAAAUCGUCAAGCCUCGAACUAGAGCUGUCUGAUAACGAGGAAAAAUCCAAUCCAAUGACACAAAAGAUACCAAUUAAUACAAGCACGAACAAGCCAAAAGCAGGGUUAAGUACAAAUUCUGGUGUCGGACACAAAUCAAUGAAAAUCACACCUCAGGAGCGGCUUAAAAAGAAAAUGCAGGCCUUGUUAAAUAAGCAAUAUAAAGCAGACAAGAAAGCCGAGCAGUUGAGAAUCGAAAAGAUGGAGCAACAGAGGCAGGAUCGAGAGGACGAGAUUCGGGAAAUGUCUUUGAAACUCCGUCGAAAGCAGAGAGAGCGAAGGCAUCGUUAUGAAGGCCACAGUUCCGACACGCGUUCUUCUGUAUCUCGUUCACCAAGCCCGAGCCGCAGUCCGAGGCACCACGUGCGUCGUGAGAGACGAGACGUGGAUGGUGAACGGGAUCGUGAACGGGAGCGAGACAGAGAGAGAGAUCGACGCGACGAUCGCGAUCGGAGUCGAACCGAAUCGCGUAGAAAAUACAGGGAUUCCCCUCUUCGUUCGCUGAGUCCGAGGAGCAGUAGAGGUUUAGUCGAUUACUGACUUCAGGACACAAUCACGGAAUACAGAAACACAGUUAAUCUUCCAUCCAAAUAAUUUGAAACGUUGCGAAUAUUUCCUGUACAACUGCAUUCCUUCCUCUUAAACCAUUGUUAAUUGCUUAAAAACUUAGGUCUUGAAGGAAAGAUGUAUGGAGUAAUAUAUUACACAUAAGAGCAAUUCUAAAACAUGAUUGCUUAAAAAAUGUGUCUUGAAGAAAAGAUGGAAUAAUGUAUUAGAUUUAAGAAAUUAUUCUAAAACAUGCGUCAUGAAUUAGCGUGACUUAAUUCGCUUUAUAUAUAAUAUUAUAAUAUAAAUAAUUAUUAUAAAUAAAAAUAAUUAUUCUUACGUUGUAUGCUUAGUGAAAACUAAGAGUAAUUAAUGUUAUUACAAGAAAAAUCAUGUUUAUAACUUUUGUUUUUGGCCGAACAAAACAAGACAUCCGUGUAUCAAAAAUAUUAUACCAUUGUAUUUUAGAAUCGAGUGCACUCUUUGCUACCUAUUAUUAUUAGGUACAUUAUUGUUAGAUAAUUAUUCAAGAAUAAAGACCCAUUGCUCAGCAGGAGA
This is a messenger RNA of Nylanderia fulva, 2956 nucleotides long. Its product is annotated as CLK4-associating serine/arginine rich protein. The record is from RefSeq and is a predicted model, not a curated record. Lineage: Eukaryota; Metazoa; Arthropoda; Insecta; Hymenoptera; Formicidae.